UUUCUCAGUGCAAGCUUUGGCUAGGGAGUGUUGAUUUGGCAAAGAGGAUUUGAGAUCAGCUAGAGCUUCAAGGAAAGCUAAUUGCAUAUUUUUUUCUGUUUAAAGCUCUAAACUUUUUGGGUGAAUUCGAAUUUUCCUAACUACCCAAUAGGGAAAAAGAAAUGGAAAUUCUUCAAAUAUUCAACGACAACAACAACUGCUGGUAAUUUCUAGAACUGUUCUUGAUUUAUUUUUUAACUUCCUUUCAACUUUAGUUUUUUCAAUAGUUGUUGUUGUUGUUGUUGUUGCAAGUGUGACAAUAUCUAGUGAAAAUUCUUUUGGUUUAAGUAUAUUUUCUUAGCUGUAUAAUCUUGAAUCUAUUCCAUUCCUCCUUUUUUCGUUUUUCUUUUUUUAUUUAUCUAGAUAUCAACUUAUGUCCACCAUUUGUUUUUGAUUCACUUCUUCUAAGCUUAUCUCCCAAUUUCAUUCUUUCAACUGGUUUCAUUCACCAUUUUCUUCCUUAAAAGAUUGCACCCUUUUUUCCAUUUGUUUGCACUUAAUCAAAGAGCCAGUCUUUACCCUGAAAUUAUUUAUCUUGUUCUUUAAUAUUUUUUAGUGAUUUAGAGCUUUUUAGUAUAAAUUCUGUAAAAGGGUGUCUUUUAAUUGUGAAAAAACUUUCCCCUUUAAUGGGACUUUUUCUGGAUGUGGGCAUGGUAAAAGCUCGGUUUUGAUUAGCUCUAAGCAAUGGUAUCAAGAUCGUAUUCGAAUCUCUUGGAGCUUGCCUCUGGUGAGGCUCCAUCUUUUGGCCGAAUGAGCCGGAGGAUUCCCCGGAUUAUGACGGUCCCCGGAAUCAUUUCCGAUAUUGAUGAUGAUCCAUCGGAGAGUGUGUGCUCUGAUCCAUCAUCAUCAUCUGUUCAGAGAGACCGAAUUAUCAUGGUAGCUAAUCAGCUGCCUAUAAGGGCACAGCGGAAAUCGGAUAGUACUAAUAAUAGUAGUAGUAGUAGUAGCAAGUGUUGGAUUUUCAGCUGGGAUGAGAAUUCACUUCUCCUCCAAAUGAAAGAUGGGUUAGGAGAUGAUGAUAUUGAGGUGAUUUAUGUUGGUUGUUUAAAGGAAGAAAUCCAUCCAAAUGAACAAGAUGAGGUCUCGCAGAUCCUUUUAGAGACCUUCAGGUGUGUGCCGACUUUUUUGCCGCCUGAUCUUUUUAGCCGGUAUUAUCAUGGGUUUUGUAAGCAGCAGUUGUGGCCUUUGUUUCAUUAUAUGUUGCCUUUAUCACCAGAUCUUGGUGGUAGGUUUAACCGGUCUUUGUGGCAAGCCUAUGUGUCGGUCAAUAAAAUUUUUGCUGAUAGGAUCAUGGAGGUUAUUAAUCCAGAAGAUGACUUUGUGUGGGUACAUGAUUAUCAUCUGAUGGUGCUACCAACUUUCUUGAGGAAGAGGUUCAACAGAGUUAAACUGGGGUUUUUCCUUCACAGCCCAUUCCCUUCAUCAGAGAUAUAUAAGACAUUGCCUAUUAGGGAGGAGCUUUUACGUGCCUUGUUAAAUUCAGAUUUAAUUGGGUUUCAUACCUUUGAUUAUGCAAGGCAUUUUUUGUCUUGCUGUAGUCGAAUGCUUGGUCUUACUUAUGAAUCCAAGAGAGGGUAUAUAGGCCUUGAGUAUUAUGGAAGAACUGUUAGUAUCAAAAUUCUCCCUGUGGGGAUACACAUGGGUCAGCUUCAGUCAGUUUUGAGCCUUCCGGAGACUGAAGCGAAAGUUGCAGAGCUCCUUAAGCAGUAUUGUGGUCAAGGCAGGACAAUGUUGCUUGGGGUAGAUGAUAUGGACAUAUUUAAGGGUAUCAGCUUGAAGCUGUUAGCAAUGGAACAACUACUUUUGCUGCAUCCUGAGUGCCAGGGGAAGGUAGUGUUGGUUCAGAUAGCAAAUCCUGCUAGAGGACGAGGGAAAGAUGUGAAAGAAGUGCAGGAAGAGACAUAUUCAACUGUGAAGCGGAUUAAUGAAACUUUUGGGAAGCCUGGGUAUGACCCUGUUGUAUUGAUCGAUGAACCACUUAAAUUUUAUGAGAGAAUCGCAUAUUAUGUUGUUGCAGAGUGUUGCUUAGUAACAGCUGUAAGGGAUGGAAUGAAUCUCAUUCCAUAUGAAUAUAUAAUCAGUCGACAGGGUAAUGAGAGGUUGGAUAAGGUUUUGGGGUUGGAGCCAUCUACACCAAAGAAAAGCAUGCUGGUUGUUUCAGAAUUCAUUGGCUGCUCCCCAUCUCUGAGUGGGGCAAUUCGAGUAAAUCCAUGGAACAUUGAUGCAGUGGCAGAUGCAAUGGACUGCGCCCUUGCGAUGGCAGAGGCAGAAAAACAGCUUAGGCAUGAAAAGCAUUAUAGAUAUGUGAGUACCCAUCAUGUUGGAUACUGGGCUCAUAGUUUCCUUCAAGAUUUGGAGAGGACAUGUCGAGAACAUGUCAGACGAAGAUGCUGGGGUAUUGGUUUUGGGUUAAGUUUUAGAGUUGUGGCUCUUGAUCCGAACUUCAGGAAGCUCUCAAUGGAGCACAUAGUAUCAGCUUACAAGAGGACUGCUACUAGGGCAAUUCUUCUAGACUAUGAUGGUACUUUAAUGCCUCAGGCUUCCAUUGACAAGAGCCCAUCAUCUAAAUCCAUUGACAUCCUAAAUAGCUUGUGCAGAGAUAAAAACAACAUGGUUUUUAUUGUCAGUGCCAAAAGCCGAAAGACACUCACUGAAUGGUUUUCUCCUUGUGAAAAACUAGGAAUUGCUGCUGAGCAUGGCUACUUCUUGAGGCUUAAGCGAGAUGCGGAAUGGGAAACAUGUGUACCAGCAGUAGACUGUGCUUGGAAGCAGAUUGCCGAACCUGUGAUGAGGCAAUACAUGGAGACUACUGAUGGGUCCAACAUUGAAGAUAAGGAAACUGCACUUGUCUGGUGUUAUGAGGAUGCAGAUCCAGAUUUUGGAUCUUGCCAAGCUAAAGAGCUUCUUGAUCAUCUUGAAAGUGUGCUGGCCAAUGAACCUGUUACAGUAAAGAGUGGGCAGAAUGUUGUGGAAGUUAAGCCACAGGGUGUAAGCAAGGGUCUAGUAGCUAAGCGCCUACUUUCCACCAUGCAAGAGAGGGGUAUGUUGCCAGAUUUUGUUCUGUGCAUAGGAGAUGACCGAUCUGAUGAAGACAUGUUUGAGGUAAUCACCAUUUCAAUAGCUGGCCCAUCGAUUGAUCCCAGGGCAGAAGUGUUUGCAUGUACUGUUGGUAAAAAGCCCAGUAAGGCUAAGUACUAUCUGGACGACACGGUGGAAAUUGUUAGGUUGAUGCAAGGUCUGGCUUCUGUUUCCGAUCAAAUGCUUUCUGUGUAGCCUUAGCAAAGACAGACAAAGGUGCACCGUUCUUUGUGUUUGUAACUCUCAAAAAGAUAUGUAGGCUGGGCGGUAGACUUAUAUUUCCUUGCCUUGUUUUGAAAUGUACAUUAUCCUAGUUUUACUAAGAGAACCUGUGCAAGCGGAUACCUUUUUGUGUUUGUGCUUUCUAGUAAAGCUGUAAAUAUGUGCUUGUGCCAUGAAAUUUGAGCUUCCCAAUCUCUCCCCCUCAGUCUUCAUGUCAAACUAAAAUUUAGCUUUUCUUUAAAGAGGAUUUAUGAGAUUCAAUGCAUUGUUGGUUCCGGAUUCUUGAAGAGUAAAGUUUCAGCUAAAGUUUCUAAUCUGCUGUGGGUGCUAUUUUUGGCAUUGAAGUAUGUUUCUGUUGGUAUUCAAGUGGUUCCCCUAGUUAUAGUUCUCAGUUGCUGUGGAAUGUCAGCUUCGGUUUUAGUUCCAAGUGUUC
Theobroma umbraticum is the source of this 3772-nucleotide messenger RNA. Its product is annotated as alpha,alpha-trehalose-phosphate synthase [UDP-forming] 6-like. The record is from RefSeq and is a predicted model, not a curated record. Gene Ontology annotation, molecular function: trehalose-phosphatase activity. Gene Ontology annotation, cellular component: cytosol. Lineage: Eukaryota; Viridiplantae; Streptophyta; Magnoliopsida; Malvales; Malvaceae. Gene Ontology annotation, biological process: trehalose biosynthetic process.